This is a messenger RNA of Brienomyrus brachyistius, 6103 nucleotides long. RefSeq names its product neuromedin-K receptor-like. The transcript has 5 exons. NCBI's taxonomy places the organism in Eukaryota, Metazoa, Chordata, Actinopteri, Osteoglossiformes, Mormyridae. Bases 5262 to 5972 code for a protein of 236 amino acids. Gene Ontology annotation, molecular function: tachykinin receptor activity. Gene Ontology annotation, biological process: positive regulation of flagellated sperm motility; G protein-coupled receptor signaling pathway. The record is from RefSeq and is a predicted model, not a curated record. Gene Ontology annotation, cellular component: sperm midpiece; plasma membrane.
AUGUAGUGCACAAGGAAAUCAAUGGAGGACAAGCUUAUGGGUUAAUCAACCCUUGGUUGCUCAGAUGCUCAAAAAGGGUCUGAAGGCACAUCAAAUGGUCAGCCUUGGAGUUAUUAGCCACCGGAAAUUAAUCCAGAUAGACAAACAAUAAAGGUUCUUUAGAACACUGUCCAUAAGCUGCUGGAAACUACAUAACUACACACACACACACACACACGCGCGCGCACAUACAUAUAGACAGCGCUAACACAGUAAAUGGAUACACACACAUUACACACAGUACAGUACAAGCAUAGUACCGGCUAUUUACAGUUUGUCACAAAUUUCAACAAGGGCACUUUAUAUGUUUAAUUUUAUUGCUCAGAUUACCACACGAGGGCAGCAAACACUUAUUUUGUGAAAUCUGUUCAUUUUUAACCUAGUGCUUUUGCACUGAUCCAGGAAAUCUGUACUGAUGAGAAGCUAACCUUCUCUUAAUCUUUAAUAUGAAAAAGAUUCGGACUAUCACAAGAGAAAUCACUCACAUAGUAGGAGUCUGGAGUAGCAAGAAAAUGUGAACUCCUUGAGUUCACUGCUUGUGAUUUUCAUGGACCAUCCCUGUAAUUUGCAGGUUAUGUUAUUAUGACUGGGAAUUCCUACAUGAACUGGAUGUACGUGUACAGAUCUGGCACAACUAGACUUUUUAUAAUGUUGAGGUUGCUUGGGGAUGCUGGAGGAUCCUUCUGGCAGGAGCUAGAGUCUGUGGCUUUGAAAGGGAGUUUGGUUUGGUGUAUUAGGUGUGCUACACGUUAGCAAGUUCAUAAUGAGUAUAUAGACAACUUCUUACAAAAAUAUGAAAUAUCUGUAGGUUUUGGAAUAAUUAAAAAUUUAUUGGUUGGUGUUUGAUUACUUUAAAGUUCAAAAAUACAAAAUAAGGGUAGAUAGAAAUCAUAUCCUCUUUAAAUCCAAAAUGACAGCCAUGUAAUUCUUAUGGUUACGCUGUCUGCUGCAUUUACCACGGGACACUGAGGAGAAAAUACGGUACUGCAGUGUUAUAUUCUGGUUGUGGCCAUACUAUGACAUGGAAUGAAAUACAGAGCGAUUAACCAGUAAAACAUCAUAAUCACAGGCCAGAACAAAGACAAGAAUGUAAGGGAAGAAGUGUAAAGCCUUCAUCUACCUUCUAUGACCAUUUAUACAACACAAAGGCAUGGUUAGCAUGAAAGAUACUCUAGAAAGUACAGGGGACAAAGACAGGGACACCCUGGAUGGAUGUCCUUCAGUCCACAUGAAAGCACACAGACACAUACACACACUGUUACAGGGGACAAAGACAGGGACACCCUGGAUGGAUGUCCUUCAGUCCACAUGAAAGCACACAGACACAUACACACACUGUUACAGGGGACAAAGACAGGGACACCCUGGAUGGAUGUCCUUCAGUCCACAUGAAAGCACACAGACACACACACUGUUACAGGGGACAAAGACAGGGACACCCUGGAUGGAUGUCCUUCAGUCCCUCUGAAAGCACACAGACACACACUGUUACAGGGGACAAAGACAGGGACACCCUGGAUGGAUGUCCUUCAGUCCACAUGAAAGCACACAGGCACACACACACACUGUUACAGGGGACAAAGACAGGGACACCCUGGAUGGAUGUCCUUCAGUCCACAUGAAAGCACACAGACACAUACACACACAUUGUUACAGGGGACAAAGACAGGGACACCCUGGAUGGAUGUCCUUCAGUCCAUCUGAAAGCACACAGACACACACACACACACUGUUACAGGGGACAAAGACAGGGACACCCUGGAUGGAUGUCCUUCAGUCCACAUGAAAGCACACAGACACAUACACACACUGUUACAGGGGACAAAGACAGGGACACCCUGGAUGGAUGUCCUUCAGUCCCUAUGAAAGCACACAGACACACACACACUGUUACAGGGGACAAAGAUAGGGACACCCUGGAUGGAUGUCCUUCAGUCCGUAUGAAAGCACACAGACACACACACACUGUUACAGGGGACAAAGACAGGGACACCCAGGAUGGAUGUCCUUCAGUCCACAUGAAAGCACACAGACACGCACACACUGUUACAGGAGACAAAGACAGGGACACCCUGGAUGGAUGUCCUUCAGUCCCUCUGAAAGCACACAGACACACACACACUGUAACAGGGGACAACGCAUAGUACUCCCUCGAAGGGAAGCCGGUCUAUCAGAAGGUAAACAGGCACCCUACUACAUUACAGUCACAAACCCUUUAAUUUCUUGUAUGUGGCUGAUUGGCUUGUGAUAGUCCUGAAGAAUAUGGUCUGAACUUUUAGUUUUAUACCCACAAGCCCUGCCUACUUCCAUAAUGUUUAUUUUCAGAUUAUCAGAAUUUGUUUUUCAAAAACUCAUUAAAUUUAAUCCAGACACUCAGUUCCAGGGCUAAUUAAAGGUGUGCAGGAGCGAAAGAAUAAUUCAUGAGAUUUGAUAGACGUUUCUCUUGCACAGACAAAACGGAGCUGCCCAAAAUACUGGAAAAGGUACAAUAGGUGUGACAUUGAUUGAAAUAUUCAUCUAAAAUACCUCGGAACUGUAAUUAUGAUCAAAUGUUCACUUUUCCCUAUGGAAAUCCUAUCUGAAGAAAAAGCAAUGAUUAAUACUGAGCUAUGCUCCAGUUAGAUUUGAGGGAUUUGUAGAAUUUACUUUGAGUCGAUGAUGAUGCCUGUGUGUGUGUGCGUGCGUGCGUGCGUAUGACUAUCCUUAUGGGGACACAAUGUUCUAUGAAGUUCUCCUCUAUAAUGCACUAUACCUUCAUAAUGCAUAAUAAUGGCUUAUACUGACCAUAAUAAUGCAUUAUAGAUGACAGCUUCAUAGAGCAUUCAUAAUACAUAAUAAUCAUGUAAUAUCCAUCCAUCCAUUUUCCAAACCGCUUAUCCUACUGGGUUGCGGGGGGUCCGGAGCCUAUCCCGGGUUCAGUAUCUUUGGUUUUCUGUUACUCUCACUUAAAUCAUAGUUCACUUUAUAUUGUAAUGUAUAUACUGUACUGUGAUGCCUAUAAUAUAUUAAUUUCAUUAGUCAUAUAAAAUUUGAGUUAAAGCAUCAUUUUAUAAACCCUCCAGACAGCUGUAAGUUGAGUGGAUAACUGAAUGGAGAAUUGAAUAAAGAAACUAACUUUAUAAAUGUCUUAUGACAGCAGCUUCUUCUGUUUAACACCUGUCAGAAAUUUAGAUGUCAGGGCAUAAUGUGCAAUUUCCCACGGAUUCAAACUGUCUGCGACCUGAAUUUGCCGUAUCCACGUCCGACUGGCUUCGUGUAAUAAUGUGCAAUCCAGUAAGGUAUGUUCACAUCUCAUAUGCUAGAGCUGCUUUGGUCCUUUUGUGGUAUGGCUUGAUUUGACUAGCGAACCUGAUUAACGAGCAAAGUGUGUAAUUAAUUAAUAUGUAACUGCCCGCCCCCCGCCCAGUGGCAUUUAAGACAGGCACCGCGUUUUUCUCUGUUCAGGGUGGACUCUCAAUGCUAUUUAUCCGAUUUAUACCAAUAAAUUACUGGCAGCCUUAACGGGCAGCCCACUUGCGGCUUCGUAAAGUUUGUGCAUACAUGGUUUAUGCUUGCUAACGGUACCGAUGGGUAACCUCAGUGAAACACCCGGUAACGUGACGAACCGGUUCGUCCAGCCGCCGUGGAGGGUCGCGCUGUGGUCCGUUGCUUAUGCGGCAGUGCUGCUGGUGUCGCUCCUCGGGAACCUGACCGUGAUCUGGAUCAUCUUGGCGCACAGGCGGAUGCGCACCAUCACCAAUUACUUUCUACUGAACCUGGCUUUCUGCGACGCCACUAUGGCUGCUUUCAACACUCUUGUGAAUUUCAUAUACGCUCUACACAACCAGUGGUACUUCGGAAACUCCUAUUGCAAGUUUCACAACUUCUUUCCUGUAGCCGCGGUGUUUGCCAGCAUCUACUCGAUGACCGCAAUUUCUGUGGAUAGGUAAGAACAUCUAAAUGAGAUGACUUUGCAUGUUUACAAAACAAUUUAUAAGAAACACACGAAUCUGUUUUAAUGGUUCCUGGAGAAAAUUGUUAGGUAGCACUUUACGUAAAGCAGUCCUCAUAAUGAGUUUAGGCACCCAUGUACAAUGCAUUAUAGAUACCAUCAUAAUACAUUACAAUGUAAUCAUAAAGUAUUAUACAAAAGACUAUGACUAUUCACAAAAAGCCAUAACACAUUAUAACAAUGUCUAUUAUGCAUUAUUGUUCUAUGAAGUUCUCCUCUAUAAUGCACUAUACCUUCAUAAUGCAUAAUAAUGGCUUCUACUGACCAUAAUAAUGCAUUAUAGAUGACAGCUUCAUAGAGCAUUCAUAAUACAUAAUAAUCAUGUAAUAUCCAUCCAUCCAUUUUCCAAACCGCUUAUCCUACUGGGUUGCGGGGGGUCCGGAGCCUAUCCCGAAAGCUAUAGGCAUGAGGCAGAGAACAACCCAGGAUGGGGGACUAGCCCAUCGCAGGGCACACUCACACACCAUUCAGUCUCACAUGCACACCUACAGGCAAUUUAGCAAGUCCAAUUAGCCUCAGCAUGUUUUUGGACUGUGGGGGGAAACCGGAGUACCCGGAGGAAACCCCACGACGACAUGGGGAGAACAUGAAAACUCCACACACAUGUAACCCAGGCGGAGACUCGAACCCGGGUCCCAGAGGUGUGAGGCAACAGUGAUAACCGCUGCAGCACUAUGCCGCCCCCAUCAUGUAAUAUGUUGUGUCUUUUUAUAAACAGUUAUAGCGGUGUUCAAAAUAAUUUCUGAAUGCUUUAUUAUACAUUAUGGAGGUAGGGCUAAUUAAAAUAUUACCAAUUAGUAUUUCUUAAUUAGAGUAUAGAAGUUGGUUGGUGCCCCACCCUGGAUUAUUCCCUGCAUUAUGCCCGUAGCACCAAGAGUAGUUUUUGGACCCUCACAUACCAGCGCAGGACCAUCGGGUAUAGAAAACGGAAGGAAGUAUAUGGAAAUCUUGCAGCAGAACAAUUGGCAGUUUGCUGGAUAAUAUGAAACAAUAGUAAUAGGUGAGGGUUUGGUGGUAAAAGCCUGCUUGGAGAAAAAUAAAACCAUAUUAAUUUUGUAUUGUGAUCUGAAGUUGGGAACCAUUAACACCGUUUUACAAAAUGUAAGGAGCUGUCAUUAUUAACAGAUUUUGUUUAUAUACUGUAUUAUUACAGCGAAUAACCACAUAUUCUGCCCAUGCUGGUUUAAGGUAUUUGGCUAUUAUUCACCCUUUGAGGCCCAGACUGUCGGCCAUGGGCACAAAGCUGCUCAUUCUUUGCAUAUGGACCAUGGCUGUCGUUUUGGCUUUUCCGCUGUGCUACUACUCCUGCACCAAGACCAGCCCAGAGCGGACACUCUGCUAUGUGGCUUGGCCACGGCACUCCCAAGACGGCUUCCUGUAUCAUAUUAUUGUGACUGUCUUGGUCUAUGUACUGCCCCUAGUGGUAAUGGCUAUCGCCUACACCAUUGUAGGAAUUAAUUUAUGGGGAGCAGAAAUUCCUGGAGACACAUCAGGAAAUUACCAGGAACAACUGAAGGCCAAGAGGAGGGUGGUGAAGAUGAUGAUUAUCGUCAUGGUAACGUUUGCCUUCUGCUGGUUGCCCUACCACAUUUACUUCAUUGCUACUGGGGUAAACAAGUUGCUGAGCCGGAGGAGGUACAUCCAGCAGGUUUACCUCUCCGUGCUGUGGCUGGCCAUGAGCUCCACCAUGUACAAUCCCAUAAUCUACUGCUACUUGAACAGUAGAUUCCGAUCUGGAUUUAAGCGUGCCUUCUGGUGGUGCCCCUUCAUCAAGGUAUCUAGCUAUGAUGACCUUGAGCUGCAUACAGGCCGCUUCAGCGCCACCCGGUGGAGCAGCACAUACACAGUGUCUCGUGUGGAAUCCAGAAUGGGGGGCAUGACCUCAGCGACCGCUCCCUUAAGACGUCAACAUUUCCAGGAGCUCCAAGAUCAGCCGUUAUGAAGCAGCUGAGGAGCAGAAGCACAAGGGCUUUGCCAAUUCCACCAUAAGUGAAGCUCAUCUUUUCCAUUAGAAAUCAGAGUCAGGAGAUGAAUGUUCCACAAACUCACAUGUCUGCUAGUGGAAGUGUACCG